UACUGAGCGAAGUAUCAGCUUCUCCCGGCGCAAAGAAAUCAUUAGCCCACCGCGAAACCGCGAGAAUUGGACACUGCCUCUGGCCCUCUGAUGCCAAGGUAUCUGUCAGAAUCGGCCUGCCAAGACAAAUCAAGAAGUUGCUCCGGCUCCGAGAAUUCUUGGGAUAAUUUAACGAUCGUAGCUCUUCAGAGGCAGAAAGGCAAAGGCGCUGAAAGCGGGAUGAGAGAUCACUUGGGACUGAAGGGCCCGGCUGGGCGGAGACCAAUGCCAUUUCUCUCUUUGUUGUCUUUGUUCUGCCCGGUGCUCUCGGAGCAGAUCCUCUAUACUAUUCCGGAGGAGCUGGCCAGGGGAUCACUUGUAGGGAACCUCGCCAAGGACCUGGGGCUUGGUGUGCGAGAUUUGCCUGCUCGAAACCUGCGGGUUAGUGCACAGAAGAAAUUCUUCACAGUGAGUACUGAGAAUGGGGACUUACUUGUUAGUGACCGUAUAGACCGAGAGCAAAUUUGUGGCGAGAAGUCAACAUGUGUUCUAGAAUUCGAAUUGGUCGCUGAAAAGCCUUUGAACUUUUUUCAUGUAAGUGUGGUAAUUCAGGAUGUCAAUGACAACCCACCGACGUUUAGCCAAAAUAUCACUGAAUUGGAAAUCAGUGAACUUGCUGUAACUGGAGCCACCUUUGCCCUGGAACCUGCACAAGAUUCAGAUGUAGGUGUCAAUUCCCUGCAGCAGUAUUACCUCAGUCCCAACCCACACUUCUCUUUGAUGCAGAAGGAGAAUCCAGAUGGCAGUAGGUACCCAGAACUGGUAGUGAAGACUCCCCUGGACAGGGAGGAGCAGUCCCGCCACCACCUGGUCCUCACGGCUGUGGAUGGGGGUAACCCAGCCAGAAGCUGCACUACCCAGAUCAUGGUGGUUGUGGCAGAUGCAAAUGAUAAUGCACCAGUGUUUACCCAGGAGAUUUAUAGGGUCAGUGUUCCUGAGAACCUGCCUGUGGGCUCCUCUAUACUAAGAGUGAUGGCCACUGACUUGGAUGAAGGGGUCAAUGCUGAGAUCACCUACACUUUCAUCAACAUUGGUAAGGCAGUGAGACGGCUGUUCAAACUGGACAGUACAACAGGGGAACUCACCACUAGUGGAGGACUGGACUUUGAACAGAGAGAGAGCUACACAAUUGGGGUGGAAGCAAAGGAUGGUGGACGUCACACAGCACACUGUAAAGUACAAAUAGAUAUUUUGGAUGAAAACGACAAUGUUCCAGAGAUAACCCUGGAUUCUGAAUCUAAACAUAUUCUAGAGGAUGCUAAGUUGGGGACUGUUGUUGCCCUGAUCAAAACAUAUGACCUCGAUUCUGGAUAUAAUGGGGAAGUUUUCUGCCAACUAAAAGGAAAGUUCCCGUUUAAAAUAGUUCAAGAUAUAAAAAACACAUACAAGUUGGUCACAGAUGGAGCCCUAGAUCGAGAGCAGACUCCAGAAUACAACAUUACCAUCACAGUCACUGACAGGGGAAGGCCGCCCCUCUCCUCCAACAGAAGCAUCACCUUGAACAUUGCAGAUGUCAACGACAAUGCUCCUGUUUUCCACCAGGCCUCUUACGUGGUCCACGUAGCAGAAAACAACCCUCCCGGAGCUUCUAUUUUCCAAGUCAGCGCCUCCGAUCCCGACCUGGGGCCCAACGGCCACGUCUCCUACUCCAUCGUGGCCAGCGACCUGGAGCCACGGGCGCUGGCGUCCCACGUGUCCGUGAACACGCAGAGCGGCGUGGUGUUCGCGCAGCGCGCCUUCGAUCACGAGCAGCUGCGCGCCUUCGAGCUGACGGUGCAGGCGCGCGACCAGGGCUAGCCAGCGCUCAGCGCCAACGUGAGCCUGCGCGUGUUGGUGGGCGACCGCAACGACAACGCGCCCAGGGUGCUGUACCCGGCGCUGGGGCCCGACGGCUCGGCGCUCUUCGACACGGUGCCGCGCGCCGCGCAGCCCGGCUACCUGGUCACCAAGGUGGUGGCGGUGGACGCCGACUCGGGACACAAUGCCUGGCUGUCGUACCACGUGCUGCAGGCCAGCGAGCCCGGACUCUUCAGCCUGGGGCUGCGCACGGGCGAGGUGCGCACUGCGCGUGCUUUGGGCGACCGGGACGCGGCGCGCCAGCGCCUGCUGGUCGCCGUGCGGGACGGGGGACAGCCGCCCCUUUCCGCAACUGUCACGUUGCUCCUGGUUUUCGCAGACAGCCUACAAGAGGCGCUGCCAGAUUUCAGCGACCAUCCUACACCCUCUGACCCCCAGGCCGAGCUACAGUUUUACCUGGUGGUGGCCUUGGCCUUGAUCUCAGUGCUUUUUCUCCUCGCCGUGAUUCUAGCGGUUGCCCUGAGCCUGCGACGCUCCUCGAGCCCUUCCGCUUGGAGCUGCUUUAAGACUGAUGUCUGCUCCCAGGCUGGAUCUGGGGUUAUCCCCAACUUUAGCGAAGGCACAUUGCCUUAUUCUUACAAUUUAUGUGCUGCGUCACAUUCCUCAGAGACUGAGUUUAAAUUUCUCAGUAUAAAGCCUGAAAAUGGUCCAUCACAAGAUCUUCUAUGUAACGAAGCCUCUUGGUUUGAAAGUACCAGUAAUGCCGAUCCCAAAAUGACUUCUAAUUCAGUCAAUUUGCAACAGGUGAGUUACUUCAAAACCCUUUAUUUCCAUAAGUAUAAUUAG
Hyaena hyaena (striped hyena) is the source of this 2682-nucleotide messenger RNA. Its product is annotated as protocadherin gamma-B3-like. Gene Ontology annotation, molecular function: calcium ion binding. Gene Ontology annotation, biological process: homophilic cell-cell adhesion. The record is from RefSeq and is a predicted model, not a curated record. Gene Ontology annotation, cellular component: plasma membrane. The transcript has a single exon. NCBI's taxonomy places the organism in Eukaryota, Metazoa, Chordata, Mammalia, Carnivora, Hyaenidae.